Diaporthe amygdali is the source of this 756-nucleotide messenger RNA. Its product is annotated as short-chain dehydrogenase. Gene Ontology annotation, cellular component: intracellular anatomical structure. NCBI's taxonomy places the organism in Eukaryota, Fungi, Ascomycota, Sordariomycetes, Diaporthales, Diaporthaceae. The transcript is spliced from 3 exons. Bases 1 to 756 code for a protein of 251 amino acids. The record is from RefSeq and is a predicted model, not a curated record. Gene Ontology annotation, molecular function: oxidoreductase activity, acting on NAD(P)H, oxygen as acceptor.
AUGGCGGCAAAGACAAUCAUCGUGACUGGCGCUGGCCGAGGCAUCGGUCUAGCAAUUUCACAGUACCUCUUGCAGAACUCGCACAAGGUGGUGUUGGUGGCACGAACUGAGACAGAGCUUGAGGCUCUCAAGAAGCAGUACCCAUCCCAAGUCGAAUACUUGGCCGCCGAUUUGACGCAGUUUGAGAAUGCUACGAAAGUCACAGACCUUGCUGUGAAGCUGGGUGGGAAGGUCGACGGAAUCGUCAUCAAUCACGGAGCACUUGAGCCCAUCAAGCCCAUUGCCGACUCUGCAGUCGAUGAGUGGAAGACCAUCUAUGACAUCAACUUCUUCAGCCCUCUUGCGCUUGUCCAGGCUGUCAUCCCCCAGCUGAGGCAGACCAAGGGCCGCAUCAUCUUCACCUCGUCAGGUGCCGCAACCAAGGGCUACAAGGCUUGGGGCCCAUACGGCUCUUCUAAAGCUGCCCUGCACUCUCUCGUCCAGCACUUGGCGGCUGAAGAAAAGGACAUUGUCUCCAUCUCCGUCAGCCCCGGAAGGACAGAUACGGGCAUGCAGAAGCUCUUGCGUGAGCAAGGCAGGGGAUUCAUGGACGACAAGGACCACGCCAGCUUCGUAUCUGCGUUCGAAGAGGGCAAGCUCAACCCACCCGAGGGUCCUGGAAAUGUGAUUGCCAAGCUUGCGCUGGAUGGCACGCUCGACUUGAGCGGCAGACUUUUACAAUGGAAUGGCCCGGAGCUGGCUUCGUAUCGUGACUGA